AUUCUCGCUUGCGUUUUCUCGUCGAUUUCCAUCGACUCCGCUCCUAAUCAACAGAGACGAACGAGUAAGAGAGAAAGAGAGAGAGAAAGGGGAGUCGAAAGGAAGAAGACGACGCCGUCGACGACGACGACGACGACGACGACGACGACGACGCCAUGGACAACAACCUCUCGCUGAUGUGGGAGAUCAUGGGCCCCGGCAUCGCCGGCGCCGUGUUCGGCGCCGGGUGGUGGUUCUGGGUCGACGCAGUCGUGUGUAGCGCCGUUAAGGUCUCCUUCCUCCACUACCUCCCGGGGAUCUUCGCCUCUCUCGCGGCGCUCAUGUUCAAUUGCGUCAGCAGGGACGAUGUUAGCUACGGUUCCUACUCCCCCUAUGAUGAUACGGAGUGGAGGGUGAAGCUUUGGCUCUUUGUGGCGUACGUUGUGUCUUUUGUCUCUUUAGCCGGGGCUGUGGGUUUAUUAAUACAGGAUGCACUAACAGACAAGGGUCCCUCUGUUUGGACUGGAGUUGCUGGCGUCCUGCAAUGCGUCUUUGUGCUAAUAAGUGGGUUGAUAUAUUGGACUUGCCAUUCUGAAGAUUGAAUUGAAGGGUUCUCUCUCGUUGCCAAAAUGGAAGUUUAAAGGUGAAUCCAUUAUAAACUUUGUCAGGGGCACAAAUGAAGUGAUCACUAUAGCGUGUGAUUUGUUUUAUCAUUUCGUUUCUUUAUGAGCGUGAAUAGCUGUUCUGUAAAUGAAAGAGGUGCCGUGUUGAUAACUUAGCAUGCAAAGUGCUUCUUUGAAACUCUAUCUUAACUCCAUUGUAGAUUAGCAGAUAGUUUCCGACAUAAUCGCCCUGUGUAUUUGUGGAUAUGAAGGAUUGCAAUGCUUUCACUUAAUUAUUGUUUUGGUUUUCGUAUUUUAUUUGAA
This is a messenger RNA of Ananas comosus (pineapple), 905 nucleotides long. RefSeq names its product transmembrane protein 50 homolog. The record is from RefSeq and is a predicted model, not a curated record. Gene Ontology annotation, biological process: protein targeting to vacuole; late endosome to vacuole transport via multivesicular body sorting pathway. Lineage: Eukaryota; Viridiplantae; Streptophyta; Magnoliopsida; Poales; Bromeliaceae. The transcript is spliced from 4 exons. The coding region runs from base 156 to 581 and encodes 141 amino acids.